UUUAUUCAAGAAAUAACAAAAAUACAGAUGCUAUUUCAUCGACGUUGAAGGCAGUGAUUGAGUGGUGUGCUCCAUGGCUUCUUCCUCUUCCCGAUCAACCGGCGCCGGCGCCGGCAAUCCGAAGAAGUUAAAUUUUUUCGCAAACGCGAUGAAACAAAAGCACAGCUUCAUUCAAUUUUUCGCCAUGACUGGAAUUCUUCUCUUAAGCAUGAGAUCCGUGGGGCAAAAGUACAAAAUCCAUGGACUUCAAGAGGAUGUUCAUGAGCUGAGAGAAGAACACAACUCAGUAACCGAUCGUUUGAACAACAUCAAGCGCUCAUUGCUCGACGAAGCUUCUCAGGAUUCUACGGGAAUCUUCGCGGCUCGUCUUCGUAGUCUCUUCAAUGAACAGAAUUGAUUCUUCUUAUCGUGAGUUCUUUCUCUGCUAUAUUUGUUUUUCUGUUUGUUAAUUUCUUGAGAAAUUGUUGUAAACCGCCGCCAAUUUUUGUUGUAACUGAUUAUCAAAAUUAGGGUUAUGAAUAAUAAUAGUCUUUGCUUUUUGACUUUUUA
Messenger RNA from Lathyrus oleraceus (garden pea), 549 nucleotides. RefSeq lists its product as uncharacterized. The transcript has a single exon. Bases 74 to 397 code for a protein of 107 amino acids. The record is from RefSeq and is a predicted model, not a curated record. NCBI's taxonomy places the organism in Eukaryota, Viridiplantae, Streptophyta, Magnoliopsida, Fabales, Fabaceae.